CUUUGGUCGGACCGUUCUCGGGCUGUUCGAUGGUGUGACCGACGAGCGUAUCGGAGAGCAGUUGCAGCGAUAGGACGAGAACGUGAGAAGUACGCGGGGAGAUUGUCCGUUCGACAGGCUCCCGUGCAGAGGCUUGAGACUGACCGACCGGGUAAGAGCAAGUCCAUCGGGAAGGGUUCGCGAAGCAGGGUGAGGGUGCACACUCGGGCUCGAUUUUCCUCAUAUAGCUUCGCCCCUACUUCCAGUCUUCAGGGUCUGAUGACUCUCAACCCCACCUGUCCGCCGAUCGCCUCGCAAAAGCUUCCUCGUCGUCAUGUCAGCCCUCUUCAGUGAAGAAGAGCAGCUUUCCAGCGCUCUCUGGAAGGAGAGACUUCUGGCUGAAGUCAUGGUCAAGCGUCUGCGAGAGUCGCCCUGCCCUGUCAUUGUCAUUUCCCCACACGACAUUGCUCCUCACCUUAAUGGGCCGACUGGCGAGCGAUACUGGCCUCUGCUGCUGCUUGCGAUUCUCGGCGAUGCCCAGGAGCUUCCCAGCAUCCUCACGCGAGUUCGGAGCCACUACGUCGGACCUGUCCACGUGUGGGGUCUGUCCACGGAAGCGCUCGCGCUCGACAUCCACAUCACCUCGUCGAUGCUGCCUCUUGUCAUCUCUGGCGAGCCCGACGCCGACGAUACAAACCUCGUCACCCUCUUACCUAGCUCAACCUUGAACGACCUUCCCCUGGCCCAAGUGCUCUCGAACCUUCACUCGUCAGCCCCCGCAUCUUUGGACCUGAAACUGAUGCGCGUCAGCGCCGCUCCUCUCAGCGCUGCCGAGCUCGAGCAGAUGGCGCCCUGCCACUCUUGGUUCAGCUCCGCCGAGAAGGCAGGAAAGAAGCGGCAGGAUGUUGCGGUGGCCACCCCACCACCCAAGAAGUCAGGCGAGUCGAUGCGGCAAUACCGGUCGAGGAUGCAGCGCGAGGAAGUGGCAAGAGGCUUGCAGGCGCACUUUCAAGCCAGGAUCCAGCUGCAAAAGGACGUCGAUGGUUUCUGGGCCGAGAAGGAGAGGAACAAGCGCAUGGUCCGGGGACAACACCGGGCUGCCGAUGUCAGCGAGCGUCGACUGGCCAACCUGAGCCUCGGAGGAAGUCGAGGCUUUGAUGAUGAAGAGGAUGAUGAUGCUGAGUCUAGCCGCACCGGCGCGACAAGCGAUGACGGCACGAGCUCCCGAUCGAUCGGGACCGAUGCAACAUCGAUUCACGAAGAGGCCGGUGACGAAGAUGAUGACAAGUUGCCCGUUGGCGUCAUGGACCAAUUUCUGUCACCGCGGAGUACGACGACGGACCUCAUCGUUGCACCGUCAAAACGUAGGUGCUCUUCCGUCUCUCCCAAUUUGGGACACUCCGACUUGGGCAUCAAGACCGGCAACGAAAUCUUUCUAGCCGUCGACGAGGAAGAGACGAGGAGCAUCUUGUCUACUUCCACAUGCAAGGCACCUCCAGCGACACCUGUCGAGGUGUUCUGCCGCAGCGGCAGCUGCUGCCACAGCAGCCAUUCCGAAAAGCAGGACAAGCGGAGCAGCAAGCUCUGCUGGGUCGUUGACCUCCGAGCAAAGUUCUCUGCGCGGCUGCGCCACAAGCCACAAGGUCUUGCAGUGAGGACGUUGUGA
Molecule: messenger RNA, 1645 nt
Organism: Acaromyces ingoldii
Lineage: Eukaryota; Fungi; Basidiomycota; Exobasidiomycetes; Exobasidiales; Cryptobasidiaceae
Exons: 4
Coding region: 314-1645 (443 amino acids)
Source: RefSeq, a predicted model, not a curated record